UGGAACAGUGAGAACGUGCUGGUCUACAAAAAAUAUUAAAUACAAGUGUUAAUUACCUUCCAAAAUGCAAUCCAAAUUGUGUAUUGUCCUAUUGGCCAUCGGCCUUAGCCAGAUUUUGGCAUUGCCAUCACCCUCGCUGGAAUUUAACAAUCCGAGCAACCAUUUACUUCAGCUGCUAAUUCAAUCCCGGGACAUUAACAGUGAUAGCACUCAUUCAAUAGAAUGCAUUACUUAUUAUAACACGGUGCUUAACGAGCUUUUCACCACAUACGAAUCUGAUUUUAAGGUUUGUUUGGCAGAGUCUGCUGAAGAGACCGCAGCGAUCGAAGACACAACCAAGCAGGAAAGAGAUGAGAUAAACUCCUCCGCGACGAGCUCCUGCGCUGCUCUCAGCGCUUGCAGUGAAAUAGAAACCGCUGAGCAGUUCUUUAAGUGCUACAGUGAAGCCGGUUCAAGCGGCACUAAGACCCUGUUCACCAUCUCUGCCGACGCCUCCGAACAACUGGCUCUUGUGGAAGAACAAGUGCGUCUUAUUCAGGUGAAAGAAUAUGCGUGCACCAACAAAACUCAGAGGGAAUACACCGAGAACUCUGCUGGCGUAUACGUGGAGCUGCAACUUUGCAUUGCUGGUGCUCCCAUCCCAUCGGAAACCACAAGCACACAAGCUACCUCUACAGAAUCUUCGACUGAUUCCUCAUCUUCCGAUCCCGAGUCCUCAACUGAUUCGUCAUCUGCAGCCACGGACUCCUCUACUGAUUCAUCAUCUGCUGAACCAGAAUCCUCGACUGAUUCGUCAUCUGUAGCCACGGAAUCCUCUACUGAUUCAUCAUCUGCUGAACCAGAAUCCUCGACUGAUUCGUCAUCUGUAGCCACGGAGUCCUCUACUGAUUCAUCAUCUGCUGAACCAGAAUCCUCGACUGAUUCGUCCUCUGCUGCAACGGAAUCCUCUACUGAUUCAUCAUCUGCUGAACCAGAAUCCUCGACUGAUUCGUCAUCUGUAGCCACGGAAUCCUCUACUGAUUCAUCAUCUGCUGAACCAGAAUCCUCGACUGAUUCGUCCUCUUCUGCAACGGAAUCCUCAACUGAUUCUUCAUCAGUAGACCCCGAAUCCUCAACUGCUGAGUCGCAACAAGCUCCCGAGGAGGACCUAAAAUCGAUUUCCAGCAAGAACAGUAACGAUAUCCAGGAAAUGCUGAAGAGCCUGCGCCAGUGGAUGGUAACUCACUAAGCGGAAGUCUUCUUUAUUAAUUUAAAUCUAAACGAAGCAUGAAAAAUAAAUAUAUAUUAAUAUAUAAAGAAUUUAUAUAAGAACUAAGAUUAUGACUUAUUUUUCAGUUGGCUAAAAUGCAAUGUUUUGGGAAUUGAAGAUUGCAUGGAAAAAGUCGCAUUUAAGUUUAACCUCUUUCUGCUUUAUUUCUAAGAAUAAAAAUCCAAAAAAUAAACCCGA
This is a messenger RNA of Drosophila eugracilis, 1447 nucleotides long. RefSeq names its product suppressor protein SRP40. The record is from RefSeq and is a predicted model, not a curated record. NCBI's taxonomy places the organism in Eukaryota, Metazoa, Arthropoda, Insecta, Diptera, Drosophilidae. The transcript is spliced from 2 exons. The coding region runs from base 65 to 1228 and encodes 387 amino acids.